CUCUCUCUCAUGAAUCUCUCCCCAAAUCUCUCCAAUCUCUCCACCAAAUCUACUACUCCUCUAUAAUACAGAUUUCACUCUUCGUUUCUUUCUUCCCAUCCCUGCAGCAAAACAGAACUUCUCUUCAAAUUCCUACUCAAGGACCGAGAAAGAGAAUCAAGCCACACACUCUUUUCCAUCCACUGCUAGUCUCCAUUACCAAUCUGACUAGAGAAACCAAGAGAAAGGAAGAUAGAAGUCACAAUCUCUAUUAUUUACAGCUUACCCGUCUCAGAUUAGUGAAGGUUGAGCGGCGACGAGGAUGUGGUGGUGUUGAGCAAGUGAAUUUAAUAUAUAAUUGAUGUCUUUGAACCUUGAGUGUCGUUGUGUCUUCACACAUGACGUCAUUCUUUCUCUUGGUCGUUUCCGCUGUGAUAUUGAUUGCACUUAUUCUUUAUUGGGCUUGCAAACUUAAAUUUGUUGGAUAUUGAAUACUUGAGAUUUCGUUGGAUAAUAUUAAACUCUUGCUUAUUUAUUUGGAUAUUAAUUGUUGGUCCAUCUUGAAACACUAAUUCUUUUCGUCCUUCUAUUUAAUUCUUUUAAUCACGAUCGCCCGUAUUUAUUAACCCUAAAGGGCGGUCGUGACAAUAACAGAACAAAAAGAAUAUAGUAUAUGAUUUAUUAUGUUAAAAGUUUGUUUUAAAUGAAUUUUGGAGGUUAGAGUCCUAUAAAAGUAAAACAUAAGCAACGAGUAAUUUUUAACUUAAUAUUCUCCUUUUUUGUAUUAAUUUUACAAUAUUUUUGUAAGGGAUACUAAAAUAAAGUAUUGAGCAGAUGAAAUACCGGAUAACAGAAUCUCCCUCUUCGAAGGUGCUAUCAUGGAGGUCUCCGGCCACUUCUCAGGCGUUGCUUCCCGCCAUUUCCCCGCUUCUUCCUCACUCCAAAUCCCAAAAUUGCCUCUCCGCAGCUCACUCUUCCCCAGGAGGUCCUGCUCGCCGCAAUCACUCUCGUUCUCCGCCGGAAACUCCUUUGCGAGAGAGAUGUGGGGACUGAUAAAUUCCAGAAGCUGCGCUGGUCAGAGUAGGGAAAUGCGCGGCGUCGUGAGAGCGGAGAUGUUUGGGCAGCUCACGAGCGGCCUAGAAUCCGCUUGGAACAAGCUCAAGGGAGAAGAGGUCUUGACCAAGGAAAACAUUGUGGAACCGAUGAGAGACAUUAGGAGAGCUCUUCUGGAAGCAGAUGUCAGUCUUCCUGUUGUUAGAAGGUUUAUUCAGGAUGUUAGCGACCAAGCUGUUGGUACCGCAUUGAUCCGUGGAGUAAGACCUGAUCAGCAACUAGUGAAGAUAGUUAGUGAUGAGCUAGUAAAACUAAUGGGAGGAGAAGUUUCGGAGCUGGUCUUUUCAAAAACUAAACCAACUGUCAUAUUGUUGGCCGGGUUGCAAGGAGUUGGAAAGACUACUGUCAGCGCAAAACUAGCUUUGUAUCUGAAAAAGCUGGGGAAGAGUUGCAUGCUAAUCGCUGGGGAUGUUUACAGACCUGCUGCUAUUGAACAGCUGGUUAUUCUGGGCGAACGGGUCGGAGUUCCAGUUUAUGUUGCUGGAACAGACGUUAAACCUGCAGAAAUAGCAAGGCAAGGUUUGGCAGAGGCCAAGAAGAAGAAUGUAGAAGUCGUUAUAAUGGAUACUGCUGGAAGACUUCAGAUAGAUAAAGCUAUGAUGGAUGAACUGAAAGAUGUAAAAAAAGUACUAAAUCCCACUGAGGUUUUGCUUGUUGUGGAUGCAAUGACUGGGCAAGAGGCUGCUGCAUUGGUUACAUCAUUCAAUGUUGAAAUCGGAAUUACUGGUGCCAUUUUGACAAAGCUAGAUGGAGACUCUAGAGGCGGAGCAGCCUUGAGUGUAAAAGAGGUAUCGGGGAAGCCAAUCAAGCUCGUAGGAAGGGGGGAGCGUAUGGAAGACCUUGAACCUUUCUAUCCAGAUCGCAUGGCAGGACGUAUCUUAGGAAUGGGUGAUGUUUUAUCUUUUGUGGAGAAAGCCAAAGAAGUUAUGCAACAAGAAGAGGCGGAAGACUUGCAGAAGAAGAUAAUGAGUGCAAAAUUUGAUUUCAACGACUUCCUGAAGCAAACUCGUGCAGUCGCACAGAUGGGCUCCAUGUCUCGUGUUAUUGGAAUGAUUCCGGGCAUGGGAAAGGUUAGUCCUGCACAAAUUCGAGAGGCAGAGAAGAAUGUGCAAUUAAUGGAGUCUAUGAUUGAAGUAAUGACCCCAGAGGAAAGGGAAAAACCAGAACUAUUGGCAGAAUCACCUGAAAGGAGGAAGCGAAUCGCUAGAGAAUCUGGGAAAACAGAGCAACAGGUGAGCCAACUUAUUGCUCAAAUUUUCCAAAUGCGCGCACGAAUGAAGAAGUUGAUGGGUAUUAUGGAAGGUGGGUCACUUCCUACAAUGAGCAAUCUUGAGGAGGCCAUGAGGGAAGAACAGAAGGCCCCCCCUGGUACCGGAAGACGAAAGAAAAAAGCAGAAUCAAGGAAGCAAUUUGCAGACUCAGGUGCAAGACCUAGUCCUCGCGGUUUUGGGGCUAAAAACUAAACAGCUCUUUCUUUCAUAUUCACCCACAAAGUCCUCUACCAGUCUACCAUUAGUCUAUAUCUGCAUUUCUUCCUGCUGUUUAUUGACAAGAAAAUGGCUGUCAAUUGCUGUUGCUGGAGGUAACAGAAUUCAACAACCUUGUUGCUGUGUCUGUGUCCGAGUCUAUGUGGCGAGCAUUUCCUUAGCCAGCAAAACCUUACGAUGCUUCACUUAGGUUUUCGCAUUGUAGCAUCUCAUUUCAUCUUAUUUCAUUGCUAGUUGUAUUGUAGCAACAUGCCUGCAUAUUUCCCUCCAAUUUGUAAACUUUUGAAAGAUAAGUGAAUUUCAGCGUCUUACCUUUAGCAUUGAA
This is a messenger RNA of Salvia splendens (bonfire salvia), 2904 nucleotides long. Its product is annotated as signal recognition particle 54 kDa protein, chloroplastic. Lineage: Eukaryota; Viridiplantae; Streptophyta; Magnoliopsida; Lamiales; Lamiaceae. The transcript is spliced from 18 exons. Bases 858 to 2555 code for a protein of 565 amino acids. Gene Ontology annotation, biological process: SRP-dependent cotranslational protein targeting to membrane. The record is from RefSeq and is a predicted model, not a curated record. Gene Ontology annotation, cellular component: signal recognition particle. Gene Ontology annotation, molecular function: 7S RNA binding; ATP hydrolysis activity; GTPase activity.